CUAGGAGGACCGUUUGCCCCAAUCAUAACCUUUACCCAGCUGGCGCACUAACAUAGCCCCCUUCACUUUGUUAUUUACAUUAUAGAAUGUGACAGUUUUCAUAAGAAAAGUACAAAGAACUGUCUGCUCGUUCUAACAUCAAGGUUAUCCUUGGGGACCAGACCAAGGCUUUUGCUGCCAGGCUUUCAUACGCACCAAACAGUAUGUAUUGCAUGUGCCUAAAUGGAUUACUCAGAUGCACAAAUGGGUUUGUUGAUUUCUUCUAUGGCUGUGGAAACCAACCUGGCAUCAAAGGACAGCCACUGGGUUUAUGCCAACGAGGAGGUGAGUGACACAGAAAUCAUGGAGUUGGUCCACAGUUCAUUGGGCCGGAUGACCGUCAUACGUCAGAUCUUCCCUCUGUGGAGAGACACCAACAUCCGCUGCAUGAGGAACAACCACCGCAUCUCGUCCCUGCUCUGUGACCCCCAGGAGGGCUACCUGCAGUCCCUGGAGGUCUCCAGCUUGUACCUGUAUGACAGUGUGCUGAUGUUGGCCAACGCCUUCUACAGUAAGCUGGAGGACAGGAAGUGGCAUAGCAUGGCCAGUCUGAACUGCAUGAGGAAGUCCACCAAGCCUUGGAAUGGAGGCUGGUCUAUGCUGGACACCAUCCAGAAGAGACGGAUCACCGGGCUCACAGGAAUGAUGGACUUCCGUGCAGGAGGUUCCAACUCCCACGUCCAGUUUGAGAUCCUGGGGACCAGCUACAGUGAGACGUUUGGUAAAGAUGUCAAACGGUUGGCAACUUGGGACUCAACUCGUGGGCUGAACGGUAGUCUAAAGGAGAGUCGUAUAGAAAACGGCAUGCAAGGAGUGACGGUCAAAGUGGUAACAUUACUGGAGGAUCCCUUUGUGAUGGUAGCUGAGAACAUCCUUGGGCAACCUAAACGCUACAAAGGCUUCUCCAUCGAUGUUCUGGAUUCUCUGGCCAAGAUUCUGGGCUUCAAGUAUGAGAUCUACCAGGUGGCUGAUGGAAAGUAUGGCUCUCCUACCUCAAAUGGCUCCUGGAACGGCAUGAUCGGAGAUCUCAUCAGUAAGCGAGCAGACUUGGCAGUAUCAGCCAUCACCAUAACUCCAGAGAGGGAGAGCGUGGUGGACUUUAGCAAGCGCUACCUGGACUACUCCGUGGGGAUUCUGAUGAGGAAGUCAGAGGAGAAGAUCAAUAUUUUCUCUCUCCUGGCGCCCUUCGACCUGGCUGUGUGGGCGUGCAUCGCAGCCGCCAUCCCCGUGGUUGGGGUCAUGAUCUUCAUCCUGAGGCGCGUCCAGUCAGUCCGCUCCCAGAAUCCCCCAGGAGGACACCAGGCCACCUCUGUGUCCACCUCCCUCCAGAGCGCCAUCUGGAUUGUCUACGGAGCCUUUGUACAGCAAGGGGGAGAUUCCAUCCUGGGUUCUGUGGCGUUGCGUAUCGUCAUGGGCAGUUGGUGGCUCUUCACACUCAUUGUGUGUUCCUCCUACACGGCCAAUCUGGCAGCCUACCUCACUGUGUCCCGAAUGGACAACGCUGUACGGACGUUCCAGGACUUGUCCAAGCAGAUGGACCUAGCCUAUGGAACAGUGAGAGACUCAGCCGUAUACGAGUACUUCAGAGCCAAAGGCACCAACGCUCUGGAGCAGGACAGCACCUUCGCUGAGCUCUGGAGAACCAUCAACAAGAACAACGGACAUGAACACUCAGUCUCCAGCCCCUCUGAAGGCAUCCGCAAGGCAAAGAGAGAUUCCUUUGCCUUCCUGUGGGACAUGGCUGUGGUAGAGUAUGCUGCUCUGACAGAUGAUGACUGCACCCUGACGGUGACCGGCAACAGUAUGAGCAGUAAGGGCUAUGGCCUGGCCCUGCAGCACGGCAGCCCCUACAGAGACCUCUUCUCCCAGAAGAUCCUGGAACUGCAGGAGAAAGGGGACCUGGACAUCCUGAAGCAGAAAUGGUGGCCCAGGAAGGGCCGCUGUGACCUGGACAGCCACUCAGAGGCCCAGCCAGAGGGCAGGGCUCUGAGGCUCCACAGCUUCGCUGGGGUGUUCUGCAUCCUGGCAGCAGGGCUGCUGCUGGCCUGCCUGGUGGCCGCACUGGAGACCUGGUGGAGCAGCAACCACUGCCGGCGAGAGCAGCCCAAAGAGGACAAAGAGGUGAAUCUAGAGCAGGUCCACCAGCGUUUGAACAGCCUCCUAGACGAGGACAUGGCGCACAAGCAGCUGGCGGGCCAAUCUAUCGAGAUCUCUGCCCUGGACAUCAGCAGCAUGCAGCCCAGCAAGUCCCUGGAAGGCCUGCCUUCACGGGACCACUACCCAGGCCACCACAGGGGGUCGCUCUCUGUGACCACCUUCCUCCAGGAGGGACAUGGGGCAGGAAGGACACUCGGCAGGGGCACUGGCAGAACCCUCCCCCUACCCCUCAGCAGCGCCACCAUGCCCUCUAUCCGCUGCAAACACAGGGCGCCCAACGGGGGGCUCUUCCGACAGAGCCCCGUCAAGACGCCAAUGCCAUACCAGUCAGUGCCCGGAGGACCCAUUCCAGAAGCCAUUGAUGGAAACCACGGGACUUCCAUCUGAGCACUCAGCCUCAGCCCAAUCACAGACACUUAAACCCCAUUCAUAUCUGGUUCUAACAUGCAUUCUUUGUUCUGAUGCUGUCCACAUUCUGAUUGUGCCUACAUUUUUAGACAGGUGUAGACGAUUAAAAGACACAUUGAGAUCUGAUCGUGAUCUGGAUAUCUUACAAAUGUAAACAGAUCUGGACAGUGUCUUAGAAUUAAAAAUAUAUAUAUUUUGAAAGAAUAUCUGUCAUAUAAUUUGCUUACAUGGAGGGUCCAGGAAGUCUGGUCACAAUGCAGACACAGUGGAUGGAUAAGAGACACAUUUUAACACCAUGUGUAGAUGCAUGUCUGAAAAUGUGGGUCCAAUCAGAAUGUGGACAAGAUCAGGACACAGGACGCAUGUUAAAACCAGGUAUUAAUGGGGCUUCAGUCUCGGCUGUGGUGAGCUAUACAGAGUGAAUGGUGAGAGGGAAUGUAAAUAUGGAUGGCAAGAAAAUGUUUUUUUACCGCUGAAGAAAUAUGUAGGAAAACAAUUUGUGGAAAAUGACUUUCAUGUACAUAUUUGUAAUUAUGGACAUCAAGAGUUGAGGUAAAAAUAAAAAAUAAAGUGUAUUUUGAAUAUUCUCAAUUUUUUAAGUUGAGUUUAAAAAACAGAUACAAAAGUAUUAAAACAUGACUGUUUGAAUGGAUUUGUAAAUUUUGUUCUAAAUUAAUAAAGGUGAUAAUUCCU
This is a messenger RNA of Oncorhynchus nerka (sockeye salmon), 3297 nucleotides long. RefSeq names its product glutamate receptor ionotropic, delta-1-like. Bases 223 to 2583 code for a protein of 786 amino acids. Gene Ontology annotation, biological process: monoatomic ion transport; synaptic transmission, glutamatergic; modulation of chemical synaptic transmission. Gene Ontology annotation, cellular component: plasma membrane; postsynaptic density membrane. Gene Ontology annotation, molecular function: glutamate receptor activity; transmitter-gated monoatomic ion channel activity involved in regulation of postsynaptic membrane potential. The record is from RefSeq and is a predicted model, not a curated record. The transcript is spliced from 13 exons. Lineage: Eukaryota; Metazoa; Chordata; Actinopteri; Salmoniformes; Salmonidae.